Stegastes partitus (bicolor damselfish) is the source of this 3361-nucleotide messenger RNA. RefSeq names its product dual serine/threonine and tyrosine protein kinase (gene dstyk). The transcript has 14 exons. Gene Ontology annotation, cellular component: cytoplasm. Bases 138 to 2918 code for a protein of 926 amino acids. Gene Ontology annotation, biological process: positive regulation of ERK1 and ERK2 cascade; cellular response to fibroblast growth factor stimulus; protein phosphorylation. Lineage: Eukaryota; Metazoa; Chordata; Actinopteri; Pomacentridae. The record is from RefSeq and is a predicted model, not a curated record. Gene Ontology annotation, molecular function: ATP binding; protein kinase activity.
UGACAGCUUACUAACCGACUAAACAACUAACCAACGAGGUGGACGUUUGCACCGAGCAUCUCCACACAGGAGUCCAGUUUGUCACCUGCCUUAUCAUCUAAACCACAUCAAGGAAAGGAGAAGACAGCCUGUUAGCCAUGGAGGGAAACGUACAGCAGCAGCAGAAAACGACUCCUUUAGCUCGGGAACUGACGAGGAUAUUUAACAACUACAACAAGCACUCCAUCCAGCUGAAGAAGAACCUGAAGGAGACUCACGCUUUCUUCCGGGAAAUUAAGCAAAACUACAGCAACGCCUGUGCAUCCACCAUAAGCCUGGACUCUCUGGAGGCAGGCCAGCUUAGCUGCAUCUCUUUUCCUGCUCAUGAAGAAGAGUUCCUCCGCAACACCGUGGGUGCUGCUCCGUACAUCCUGGUGCUGGGUCAGGACUGCGCUGCCCGCUACCAGCUGCUCAACUGCCUCCUGGGGGAGAGGCUGCUGCCACUGGGCCCUGAGGCUGGAGAGGCUUGUGAAGGAGUCCAGGGCACUGUGUGCAAGAGGCGGAAGCUGUGUUUCACCCAUGGGAGGCAGACACGGCUGAGCUUGGCACUGCCUGGCCAGUAUGAGCUUGUGCACCAGUUGGCGGCUAACCGCGGCCGCUGGGAUACAGUUCCCAGGGAGGACCUGGAGAUCCACGAGGAAUGUGAGGACCCAGCACACAGGCUAGCGGAGCUGGAGAUCACACUGCAUCAUCCACUGCUUCAGGAAGCGAAGGUCAUGGUGGUGCCUUGCCCAAGUGUCCAGCCGACAGAGGAGGCCUUGGAAGACUGCACUCGCAACGUGAUCCCUGUCAUACUCUACGCCAUCAACCAGGACUCCCUAAGCACAGAACAGGUGGCUGAGCUCUGGAAGGUUAAAGAGAUGCUCUCCUUUCCCAUCUGUUUUGUUCGUAUCCCUGACACCAUGCCAGCAGCCUCCCCAGAACCCGGCCGCCGUGCAGAGAAGGAGAAGGAGAGGGAGAAGAGCGCCCUCCAUAAGCAGCUGCUCUCCCUCGGCUUCCUAAACAGUCCGACAGGAAACUGUUCCUGCGGUGCCCCUACGCAGAUGCCCACCCCGGGCGCCAAACCCCAGAGCAUGCUGGGCGAAGCUUUUGAAAGACUGCAUCGGCUGCUGGUGCCAUUUACUCGCCAAGUGCUUCAGAACCAGCAGGUGGAGGCUGCCAACCUGCUCAACGGGCUUCACUGUCGAUGUCUAGAUCUUUUCAUUAAUCAGGCCUUUGACAUGCAGAGGGACUUGCAGAUAACACCCCGCAGGCUGGAGUACACCCGUGAGAAAGAGGCUGAACUCUUCACCUCUCUUAUGGCCAUCGCUAAUCGCAAACAGGAAGAGAUGAAGGAGAUGAUUGUGGAAACACUCAGCAGCAUGAAAGAGCAGUUGCUGGAAGAUGCUGCCAACCUGGAGUUUACAGAUAUCAUUGUAACAACUAACGGAGAGCCUGUUACGUCCAAGGAGAUCAAAUCCUGCAUCCACCAGAUACAGGAGCUCAUCGUGGUCCGUCUGAACCAGGCUGUGGCCAACAAGCUGAUCAGCUCUGUGGACUAUCUGAGGGAGAGCUUCGUAGGAACCCUGGAGCGAUGCCUCAACAGUCUGGAGAAGUCCAACUUGGAUUCCUCUGUUCACAACAUUACGUCGAAUCACCUCAAACAGUUAUUGAAUGCUGCCUAUCACGUGGAAGUCACCUUUCAUUCAGGAUCCUCUGUCACCAGACUGGUGUGGGAGCAAAUCAAACAGAUAAUCCACAGGAUAACGUUUGUGAAUCCUCCUGCCAUCACUCCAGAGUGGAAGCGUAAAGUAGCCCAGGAUGCCAUAGAGAGUCUCAGCGCCGCUAAACUGGCCCGAAGCAUCUGCUCUCAGUUCAGAACCCGGCUUAACAGCUCCCACGAGGCCUUUGCAGCAUCUCUGCGCCAGCUGGAGGAAGGGCACACAGGCCGUCUGGAGCGCACUGAGGACCUGUGGCUGCGUGUGAGGAAGGAUCACGCCCCUCGGCUGGCCCGCCUGUCUUUGGAGAGCCGCUCCCUGAGGGAUGUGCUGCUGCACGGCAAGCCUAAGCUCGGCAAAGAGUUGGGUCGGGGCCAGUAUGGAGUUGUGUACUUGUGUGACAGUUGGGGCGGACACUACCCAUGUGCUCUGAAGUCAGUGGUACCGCCUGAUGACAAACACUGGAACGACCUGGCUUUAGAGUUUCACUACACAAGGUCCCUGCCCAAGCACGAGCGGCUGGUCGACCUGCACGGCUCUGUGAUCGAUCACACGUACGGAGGCGGAUCCAGCAUCGCCGUGCUGCUCAUCAUGGAGCGGCUGCACAGAGACCUCUACGCCGGCCUGAAGGCUGGUUUAUCGCUACGGGAGAGACUUCAGAUUGCUCUGGAUGUGGUGGAGGGGAUCCGUUUCCUGCACGGUCAAGGUCUCUUACACAGAGACAUAAAGCUAAAAAAUGUUCUGCUGGACAAACAAAACCGUGCAAAGAUCACCGACCUGGGCUUCUGCAAACCAGAGGCCAUGAUGUCGGGCAGCAUCGUGGGAACUCCCAUCCACAUGGCUCCGGAGCUGUUCACAGGAAAGUAUGACAACUCCGUCGACGUCUACGCCUUCGGGAUCCUUUUCUGGUACCUGUGCACCGGUUCGGUGAAGCUUCCAGAAGCUUUUGAGAAAUGCUCCAGCAAGGACCAGCUCUGGAACAAUGUUAAGAAAGGUGCCCGACCAGAGCGACUGGCCACCUUCGAUGAGGAGUGCUGGCAGCUGAUGGAGAUCUGCUGGAACGGGGACCCUUCCAAGAGACCCCUGCUCGGCAUCGUGGAGCCCAGCCUGCAAAGCAUCAUGGACCGGCUCUGCAACUGCAGCUCCGAGCAGAAAAGCAGCAGCCUGGAGGACUCAAACUGAAAACACUUCAAACUAACACGUGCACGAUAGGAAUUCUGAUCACAAGCGUUUUGGUCGUAUUUAUGAAGAAACAGAGCUGAACAAAGUAUUCCUGAGAAGCGGGCGGCCGGUGAAAGUGUCCUCCUUGUUCACGCUUGUUGGAUUCACGUUAUUUAUGAGGAGCUGAUGCAGACCAGAAGUUUUGCAAAUAUGUGUGUUUUAUUGUUUGUGCUUUGUUUAUUUGUAUACAAAACUCUACAACAUGCUUUCGUCGUAGCUGCAGUGCUAAUUGCUACCUUGUCAUAGAGAUGUUGUUACUAGAUGCAAAUUGUUUUAAAACAUAGUCCGUCCCCAGUAUUAUGAAAAAAAUAUAUAAAAGAUUAAUUUUAGAUUGUAUUUAAACUGAACAUGUCUGUAUCUACACAAAUGCGUCUUUUUUUAAUAAAAGGAUCUGUUACAACGAG